Monomorium pharaonis (pharaoh ant) is the source of this 2467-nucleotide messenger RNA. RefSeq lists its product as uncharacterized. Lineage: Eukaryota; Metazoa; Arthropoda; Insecta; Hymenoptera; Formicidae. The record is from RefSeq and is a predicted model, not a curated record. The transcript has 2 exons. The coding region runs from base 1003 to 1317 and encodes 104 amino acids.
UAUUAAUAUUAAGUGUCUUAAAUUUUUCAUAUUAUUAAUAUAAUAAUUAAUAAAUUAUUACAUAACAUUUUUAUUUCUCUCUUUAUUAUUUCUUAAAAAUAAAAAAAUAGAGGAUAGUAGAAAGUAGAUGGAAAAAUCAGAAAUGCCCCGUUUGUAACAGAAAAAGAUACAAAAGACAAAGAAUAAUAAAAUUGCCGUUGAUAUAGCAAAUAAUCGGUCAUCCAAAACGAAAAAUGUUCUUAAUAUGUGGCUAACAAUAUUGUUAAUUCAAUAAUAAAUUGUUGUCAACGAGAGAUGCGUGCUGACAAUUGAUAACAAAACACUGCCGUUACGAUGUGUGUUUAACACUUUCUCAUAUGAUUCUGAUUUAAUACUUGGAUUAUAAUUGGUGCGACUUUCAUUUUUUUGUUGCCGCAUCAACGAUAGAGAUAAUAAAACUGCCAUCUUCCGUGUAAUUUUCACUUUCUCGAAAAAUUUUCACCACUCGUUUAAAAGUUACUUUCGCAUUCACGGCGAGCUAUAAUAGCUUCGCUAGAUAUCAUAUUAAAUGAUAGCGGUAAAUGCAAAUAAUGUCGUUCUCUGCUAAAUAUUACACACUCUUAUGCAAAUAUACAAUUCUAAUCAAAAGUUUCACUACUUUCACUGAAAAUAGAGUUUUCUUGUCUUUUUAUUAACACUUGUUUAUGAUAAUUUAGUUGUAUAGUAAUAAUUUAGCUAUAUAAUAAUAACAUUAACUAACAUUAACUUCCUCUACAAAUUUUCAGCUUGAAACACUGUUCUGUGCUACAAGACUGAUUGCCUUAUCACUGAUCUAAUGGAUGAUUACUCGCUAUCAGAUACCCUAAUAAAUACGCAUCAAUGUUAGAAAUUUGAAGCAUGAAUCGUGAUACACAUUGUGAUUGCAAAUUCCAAUCAUAUCCGUUAUUUCCGAGAAUAUCCGUUAUUACUAUUUGAGUUCUUUCAAUUAAUUUGAAAUAUUUACCAUACCAAAAGCAUUAAUAGAUGUCGAAUGUUAUAAGGAGUGUACUAAAAAUUCGCUUUCUGCACGCGUACCCGGCACGCAGGAUGAGGGAGGAGAAGUUGGGAAGGGAAGAUUUAUUGGAGCGGCUCGAAGCCGCGGAGUUGCUAAUUGCGUUUGCUACUGUGUGCAGGAAAGUGUAUUCUCGUUACGCCGCUCAGGUUUUCAAUUACGGGCUGACCGACCGGCCGGGCCCGCGUUUCAGGAUGAUUAUCAGGCUACCAUUAUUUCCGGUACUUCCGCCGAGUCCUACGAUAUGUUUAUGCCAAUUACGGACGUCGGUGGAAUCGCGCAGCUAACGGAAUAAUCUUUCGGAUGACAUCCGGGCAAAUGAGCCACGAACACGCGCCGUUACUAUUGCGACGGCGCACCACAAUUACUAUGCGAUAAUAGAUCGAUAGCAUUGCUGGGGAAUGCAGCGAUAACGAACAAGGCCAAUGCGCGCCGAUGAUUGAACAUCUGUUACGUUUGUCUGUAUUUUAUAAUCGAGAAAGAUUAAUAAAGCGUUGAUUGAUUUCGUAUUCACGUAUUCGCUAUUAAAUGCGCGAUAUACGAUUCCGAAAGUCAAUCACAUAACGGUCAACGAACUUUUGCGAUCGUCAUAUUUCUUGUCGAAUCUCAUCCAAUCAAAUCUUGUCGCGUGACCGAACACCCGAAAUAGUCUGCGCGAAACUGACGGAGCCGUGUGGAUUUUUCGAACGCGCAGCUGCGGGACCGUAAUAAAGUUUCGCGCCGGUCGAAUUUGUACAUGCACAUAACUUGUCGCCAGUGAGUACAUAUCCGAGGCCCGAUGAAGUUCGUUAACUUUGCAACGCGGCGGACCCGUUCGUUCCCGCUGCGAAUUAUGGCGAGCAUCGCGUUUAUUGUCAACUGCACACGAGGCACGAAGCAAGCGCGCUCGCUCUCUCUCUCUCUCUCUCUCUGUGAAAACGAGGCUUAACGCGCAACGGGGGAUCGAACCCUCCCUGCACCCUGAAGGGCUUCCAACCCCUUUUCAUGAGAGAGGAGAUAGCGUAGCUCUCCUCUGUCCCCUUUGCUUGGUCUCUGUUCAAACCCUAGGCGAGAGUUGCGUGUACCCCCGGUAAACUCCACCUGAAUCAUCCAAUUCAGCAACAGCCCUUCAAGAAGAGAUUAACGCGCCACGCUGUGGCACAAAGAAAAACCAGCUUGAGGAAGCUGGCAAAUCCAGAUAUCUCACCGCGUAAUUGCUCUAUUGAGAAUGCAAAAUUUUCGAGAAGCACGACUCUGUCAGAAUCAGGAGGAAAAGUGCCCCAAAGAGAUGAACGUAUUGCUUGACGUUAACUCUUGAAUACUCUUAAAUGGCUAAAUUUGGUAAUAGAAAAAUUAAAUUGUAUGACCACAAUAAUAGAAACCAUCAAACAAAUACAAAAAAGUAAUUUUUUAUAAUAUCCUGUAAUAUCCAUUUUGCAGAUAAAAAAUAUUUCCUUG